Panicum hallii is the source of this 2158-nucleotide messenger RNA. RefSeq lists its product as uncharacterized. The transcript has 2 exons. Lineage: Eukaryota; Viridiplantae; Streptophyta; Magnoliopsida; Poales; Poaceae. The record is from RefSeq and is a predicted model, not a curated record. The coding region runs from base 521 to 1261 and encodes 246 amino acids.
UCAGCCCGUCCCCGUCGCUCCUCCCUUUCCCAUCCACAUCCCUUUCCCAUCCACGUUGUGCCGCUGCCCUACCAUCCGCUGAUCCGCAUCGUGCUGCCCUUCCCAUGCUCUCUCCUCCGCCGCCCCCGCGCCCCUGCCUCUGCGAAGAGGAGGUUCUCCUUCCCGGCCCGCGCCUUCGCGGGGGGCGACGCCGUGGCGGGGAAGUCGAGCUUGGCGCGCGUUGGGGGUGGGAGCGCCGCGGCUGGGGACGCGCAUGCCGAGCUGGGCUCGAAGCGGGACGGUGACGGGAGCGCGGAGAUGGAGUCGUGCAUCGGGCUCGGCUCGAGGCGGAUCGGGGACGGGGUCGUGCAGAUGAAUGCGCGCAUCGGGGCAGCCGCCGCCACCGCCUUCAUCGACCCUGGUGAGUUGACAAGAAACGCGCGUCAGAUCCACCAUCAUCGCUGAUGACCCAAACAAAACCAAUCGGCGCACGAAUGGGGAGGAUGGGGGAUCGGAGGGCCCCGUACCAGGUGGCGUCUUCAUGGAGGAGGCCAGCACCAGCGGCGGCCAGAGCACGCUGUGCGGGCGUGGGCGCAGGCGGCGUGGGGAGACGGCGAGUGGCGGGCGCUGCGCACCCCGAGCGCCGUCCUCCUACGCGUAUAUCCUCCUCCACCUCCUCCCCUCCCCCCUCCGCCGUCAGAGCCUACGGGCGGAUCGAGCCGACGGAAUCCGAGCUCUCCUCCACGCAGAUCCUCCCCCUCCCCCCUCCGCCGCCAGGGCCUACGGGCGGAUCCUCCAUCUGCGUCGCCGUCGCCUCCUCCUGCGGCGCCCUGCAUCCAUCCACCACGCUCUCGCGCCUCCAUCAGCUACUCCUGCGGCGCCCUGCGUCCAUCCGCGCCGCCCUCGUCUCCUCCUGCGGCUCGCCCUCGUCUCCUCUUGCGGCGUCCUCCGAUUUGAGUUGGGCCGCCAGGAUCGCAAUCUCAUCAAUGUGCGAGGCCCCCUGCGGCCAAGAGCCGUCACCGUGCUGACGCCGGGAUCCUGCGACGCCUCAGCCCGGCCUACGUGGUGCAGCCUGCCAAUCAACGUAGCGCCGCCGCCGCCGUCGUCAAGAACGCCCGUGUGGCUGGGGCGACGACAUCUCCGAGGGCGUCACACCUGUGCCCAACGACUCAUCAUUUUGCAAUCGCGGGAUCACAAAGGAGAGAGAGAGGUCUAUGAUGCUUGGGAGCAGUAUCUUGGGAUGGAGCAUACUGACACUGCACCCAAAUGGUCUAUACAGUGAAUCAGGUAUGAAGUUUUCUUGUGAAAUGAUGCUCUCAAAUUCUCUACUGUUGAUUUCUUCACCAUGGUUCUGUCAUCAUUGCUUAGGCAAAUAUGUCAUGCUUUAUGGUUUUGUAGCUGCAUCUUUAUGAGAUUUGUUGGAAUCAAUGUUUUCAGUGAAUGGGUUAAGGAUCUUUCAAGUAAGCUAACUAAUACAAGAGAGAUAUAUUUGCAGAUCUUUCAGGGAUAUAUAAAUGGUUCCAUUAAUUCCUUUUCUAUUCAGGGAUAUGCUGAACUCAACUGUUCUCCAUUGCUUCGUUUUGUUUAUAGAGAAGCAUGUUGAUGGAUGGAUAUACUAGAGGCCUCCUAGCUGUCUGGUAACAAAUAGUAAUUUUAUAAAUGAAUAAUAGGAGAAUUAUGAAUCCAGGUUUCUAAUACCUAAAAGAAAUAAUGUUGACAUGAUCAAUUACUGAUUUUUUCCUACCUUUUGUUCUAUAAAACAUCAGGGAUAUAUUGGUAUUAAUAUUAUUUGUGUAUCCUUAUUGCAUUAUUAUUGGGAGGUUUUGAAUCAUUGUGAGUAACACAUAAUGUGAGUGUUCUUUUAGGUGUAAACAUCUGCAGGGCCUACAAGAGUAUGGAGAAAUCAUCAGCACAUGGCAAAACUAUUUCUCUUAUCAUUAGAAUGUAGAACAAUCCUAAGCAAUUGAAGUAUGGCAAAUUUUGCGUUGCAUAUGUACAAGUGUCCUGAAAGCUCAUUGUGUAUGCACCUGAAAUGAAAGCACUUAAGUCUUGGGUUAUUGUAUCUCUUCAAUUUGUUUUGACCUCAAGGUAUUUGUUUUCAGUUAUCUGAUUGGCACAAUGAUUGGUUUGUAUGGUUAUAUGCUUUUACCAGCUACAUUAAGUAUUUUUAACAUACGAA